CACGGGUCGCAGCUUUUCCGUCAAGCUUGUUUUGGAUUGGAGCAAACGACAGAGCUUCAGAAAGAGGCUGGCGCUGGUCAGAUGGCACUCCAUUUGCUUUUCUCAACUGGGAUGACAUGCAGCCAGAUAACAGUGGUGACUCAGAUUGUUCAGUGAUGUCACAGAAAACUGGCAAGUGGGAUGACGUGCCCUGUCAGAGCAGAAAUGCGUACAUCUGCAAAAGGAAAG
Messenger RNA from Candidula unifasciata, 228 nucleotides. The record is from the annotation of a GenBank genome assembly. Lineage: Eukaryota; Metazoa; Mollusca; Gastropoda; Stylommatophora; Geomitridae.